GAGACGCUGGGAAUUCUCCCUGCGGCGCGUUGCGUCGAAGACUUAACCUAACUUCAAAAGGACCGAAUCCCUGUGAUCGGAAAGACUUCGCAGUUGGGAAAAAAGUUAAAUAUAUGAAUGCCGCUGUGGGGUGCUUUUGUGUAUGGAAUCUGGAACUCCCUAGUUUUGCAUUCAGAAAGUAAACAAGACGUAAUUUAAAAAAGUUACUAUUGGUACGAGCUAAACGCCAUGGAGGGGACAUACACUUGCCGAGUGUUUGCAUUAUUUACAGCUGUUGCCCUAUGCAAAUACUCUCAAGCUGAAUGGAAUGCGACACAAGAGGCAACCAACAAAAGUGUGUCCUACAGUCCCCAUGGCAACGGAAGCAACCAUACAGUCAUGGCAGAGACGGCCAAGUGGAGCGGUCAUUUCUCAAAGUGUCCAAGGGAGUUCAAGCAUUAUUGCAUCCAUGGGAAGUGCCGCUUUGUGAAGGAGCAAAACACACCCUUAUGCAUAUGUCCAAGUGGAUAUAUGGGACACAGGUGUGAAUAUGUAGAUUUCGAUUCACGCAUUGGAGAUCAGAGGCAGAUUAUCAUUGCCUGUGUGAUUGCUGCAUUGAUCUUCCUGAUACUCUUGAUCGUCUUCAUUUGCAUCUGUGCCCAUCGGCAUAAACUGUGUAGAAGGAGGAAGAAGAGGAAGGAAGAGAAAAAAGAAGAAAUAGAAAAGCUAAAUAUGAUGAGCACCUCAAAUGAAACCAGAGAAAAUGUAUCAGCCAACGCAGAAACUUCAGAGACGAAUGCUGUAUGAUAAGUGACGUGCAGUGAGAAGAGUUGUCCCCUGCUGGUCAGGAUCAUGGCUCUGUAAAUGACUGAAUCCCACAGCCCAUCAGUUUGAUCAUCCCAUGUGCAGUGCAGUGCUUCCUCAGGCCUUUGUGGCUGCUCUAAAAGCUAUUUUAUUUCAUGGCGGUCACCUUUUGCUCAGACAUUAACACUUUUGAGAGGUGAGUGAUGUCACACCACAUGACUGUCCUCCUUGGGUUACCAAGUUUGACCUCUGUACCUCACUUAAUGCCAGUACACACCUGGAACGGAAAAGGACGUUACCGACACUGUGGAGAGGAACAUCAUGGAUAUUUGGAUUUUUAAAUUCAUGAUGAGUGCAUUCCCCUGGACCCCAGUCCUAAUUUAAUGAAGAAAUUCCAGUUUUAAUAAUGGAGCCUGUUAUCGCUGGUGUGUGUUGAUUGAGACAUCCCCCAUUGGAUGGAAUAAAAGCACAUGGUUGCUCUAAGAGAAAGCAGCUUGCCAUGGGCCUUCUUCAUUGAAUGUAUAUUUAGUGACUUAUCAAGCUCAAUGCUCACCAAAAUUGUAACUAAACACUAUGAUUAUUGUAAUUGACCAUCUUCUGUGCUUUUUCAGACUGAACAUCAAACUAUUUCUAAGGAUUGCAAACAAAUUUGUAAACUGAUGUUUUGGGAAGUGCGGAAGCAUGACUAACACUUCCUCCAUCUGACUGGAUGAAGUCAGAAUAUGUUCCCUUCUAAAAUGUUUUGCUGUGCUAAUGGUUAUACAAAUCAAGAUAUUCUAAAACAAAAACAAACUAUUUUAAUGGCAAUAUUUUAUUAUUUCUCAGAACCUGCAGAAACACACUUUUGGAUUACAGUGGUGUCUUAAAUUGGCAUCUCCAGCUCUGCCAAUUCAUCAAGUUGGAGCUCUGCGCAUUCUCACAUGGUGGACAGGGAAGGGUCAUUCAUUACAUUACAAUGCUGCACUAAUAAAAGGAGCAGUUAUACAAUGAAUAGUCAGUAUUUUCUCCAUGUUCUGUAAUAUUUCUCUUAAUAAUACAAUCUAACCAAAUGCUAUAGCUCUCUUCUGCACUUAUUAUUUAUGGAAGGUGUGCCACUUGGUGGACAAAAUCAUCCCAAGUCACUUUGUUUCCAAAUAGUCAAAAAUACUGUUUGUCAUAAUGAGUGUCAUGUGUACCAUGGCGUAGCUGAAUCUGGGCAAAUGUUAACACACCUUCCAUCAUAUUUCAGAAAUGAGAUUAAGACCUACGCAGUAAGCUUGUCAUGUGCAAAUAAUCUAGCAACAUGGAAGAGAGGAAUCAUGGAGAAAAAGUCAUACCCUAUUUUAUGUGUAAAACAGAUGGAUGGUCAUGGAUGAUCUUGAAUCCUGUUUAUGUAUUUUGACAGAUAUGCAGGUCAUUUCAGUGGAUAAAUGAAAGCAUAGUCUGUCUGUGGGUAGACUAUGAUAAAAUUAAGAAAAAACAUGCUUGAUGUUACAGGUGUCAUAACCUAUUUGAGUCCAAAGACAUAUUGUGCAUUCCAUUUUUACAUUAGAACCCUAGUGUGGAAGUUUUUUUCAAUGAAUUUCAAGGUAAAU
Megalops cyprinoides (Indo-Pacific tarpon) is the source of this 2357-nucleotide messenger RNA. RefSeq names its product betacellulin, epidermal growth factor family member (gene btc). Lineage: Eukaryota; Metazoa; Chordata; Actinopteri; Elopiformes; Megalopidae. Bases 229 to 786 code for a protein of 185 amino acids. Gene Ontology annotation, biological process: epidermal growth factor receptor signaling pathway; positive regulation of cell population proliferation; positive regulation of mitotic nuclear division. The record is from RefSeq and is a predicted model, not a curated record. The transcript is spliced from 6 exons.